UCCCCCCGGCUAUUCCUCGCCAGGGCGAAAAUCGCCCGUCUCUGAAUCCAGGUGGCUUCACUUGAAAGCCAAGAGCCCAAUGCACCCUUCCCCCCCCCCACCUUAGCUGAAUGUCCCUAUUUCUGCAGCACCCAACAUUGUCAUGGGGUGAAAACACCGCCGCUGUCCCUCUGCCAGCCCGCAAUAAGGGGGGUUGUUAAUUAUUUUUUAGUUAGUUAGUUUCCUUUUCCCCUUCCCUCCCCCCGGCCGGCUGGGCAGGUCUAAGGAUGUUGCUAGAGCAGGUGUCCAGAAGAGAAUCUCUCUCUCUCUCCACUGAUGGGCUAUUGGUGGGAUAUGCGAGGCUGCCUCUCUCUGUCUGUCUCUCCCUCUGUCCUCCCCCCUCCCCCCGAGGGGGAAGGAGGGGGGGGUCUCUGAAGGUUUGGCUCAGUCUGGUAGAACAAGUCUAUCUUACAACGUCGGGGGGUCAUUAAUAACCAAUUAGGAGGGUCACUGCCGCCCAUAUAUAACCGGCUGGGAGAGUUUGCCAAGAGGAAUCUGUCAAGAGGCAAGGAGCCCAUCGCCCCAGGCUGAGCAGCGCUCCGCGCCUGGCUUCCCCGUCCGCCCUCUGCGCCCGGCUGCCCGGUGAUCCCUCUCGCUCCCCGCCGCCGGGUUUCUAUGAUGGGCUCCGUGCUCCCCGCGGAAGCGCUGGUUCUCAAGACGGGGCUGAAGCAGCAGGGGCUGUCCCUGGCGGAGGUGAUCACGUCGGACAUCCUCCACAGCUUCCUCUACGGCCGCUGGAGGAACGUGCUGGGGGAGCAGCUCUUCGAGGAGAAGAACAGCCACAGUAACCCCAAAACGGCCUUCACGGCGGAGGUGCUGGCUCAGUCCUUCUCGGGGGAGGUGCAGAAGUUAUCCAGCCUGGUCCUGCCCUCGGAAGUGAUCAUCGCCCAGAGCUCCAUCCCCGGGGAAGGGCUGGGCAUCUUCUCCAAGACCUGGAUCAAAGCCGGCACCGAGAUGGGACCUUUCACCGGCCGGGUCAUCUCGCCGGAGCACGUGGAUCUGUGCAAGAACAACAAUCUCAUGUGGGAGGUGUUCAACGAAGAUGGCACUGUCCGCUACUUCAUCGAUGCCAGCCAAGAAGACCACCGUAGCUGGAUGACCUACAUCAAGUGUGCCAGGAACGAGCAGGAGCAGAACUUGGAAGUGAUCCAGAUAGGAAACAGUAUAUUCUACAAGGCCAUUGAGAUGAUUCCACCAGACCAAGAGCUGCUGGUCUGGUACGGGAACUCCCACAACACCUUCCUGGGGAUCCCGGGCGUGCCGGGCUUGGAGGAGGAGCAGAAGAAGAACAAGCAUGCUUUGCCUGCAGGGUCCCUAUGGCCAAUCAUCCCGAAUAGCCUGUGGCCCAAAUCCAGCAGUGAGAGAGCCCUUCAUUCAUCACUCCCACGCGGAGGAGGCUUCCUGCAUGAGGACUUCCACACGGUGGAGACGGGCGCCAGCACGGCCGGCCGCAUGCGGUGCGUGAUCUGCCACCGUGGCUUCAACUCCCGCAGCAACCUGCGCUCCCACAUGCGCAUCCACACCCUGGACAAGCCCUUCGUCUGCCGCUUCUGCAACCGCCGCUUCAGCCAGUCCUCCACACUCCGCAACCAUGUGCGCCUGCACACCGGGGAGCGCCCCUACAAGUGCCAGGUCUGCCAAAGUGCCUACUCCCAGCUUGCUGGACUCCGGGCCCACCAGAAGAGCGCAAGGCACCGACCUCCCAAUGCCUCCCUGCAGUCUCACUCCCCAGCCUUGCCCGGGCCCCACCCUGCUUCCCUGGCGCAUCACAUACCGACAAUGGUGCUGUGAGCCGCUGUCGAGAUGCCGGGUUCCGGGCAGGCAUUUCCAGCUGUUGCAGACUGGCAUUGAUAAUGCUGAUGAAUUUGUUGGCAUCAACCCUUCAGGGAGGGGUGGGGGGGGGCUGGAGGGAAUGAGGACGGGGCAGGGCCAAUUUCUUAAUUAAACCGUUUGCUGACAAAGGGGCACCUCUGUUAAACCAUUGCCAUUCCCUUGGGGCUUAGGGUGUUAUCUUACCAGUGCGAGACAUGAGCCCAGCCCUGUGAUCCAUUCAGUGCAUCUUCUCCUUGCUGAUCAGUCUGGGCCAGGGAGCGUCAGGGCUCCAACCAUAGAGGAGGCUGUGUGAUAAGCUUCAUUGUCCCGGGUGUUUGGCAUCAGGCAGUGAGUGGCAUAAAGGCAUUUGGGAGGGUAAACACACUGAGAAUGAAAAAUAACAUGAACCUUAAUGUGAAGACACCGGUAUAUGGAGUAGUGGGGGGUGGGGAAGAGCCAAAAUGCUGAUUUGUGAAACAUUUCCCAAGGACUUUUGUGUUCAAUUCCGUUGGAGGAAGAGAUGAAAAAUUGCUUUCCCCUCUAUUGAAGUUAGCACAGCUGGAAGGCCAGAUUCACCCUUGGUGGGAGCCGGCACCAUUCUGUUGAAGUCAGUGCAGCUGGGCCUGUUUACACCAGUGGUAAUUUUGGCCCCAAAGCUGUGUCUGCACUGGGGAUAUUUACAAAACCCUAUUCUGAUGUUAGUGCUGGUGGGAUCAAAGUACAGACAAAAAUCAUGGGGCCAGGCCCCAUUUUUGUGACCGUUUCCGUUAGGCUUGGAGUCCAUGCUAGACCCCCAGCUGGUCCCCAUGCCAGUUCAGCUGGUCCACCACAUCCCACGCCCGGCUGAUCUGCCGUGCCAGAGCUAGCACCAGUGGGAAGGAUCUUUUGUAAGUUUCCAGACUCAAGUGUAUUAGUUCAAAAAACACACCCCUAGUUUUUCCAUGUCUAAGCUGUGCACAUGGUAAGACCUCUGAAAUUGCACACGGAUCUGAGCUUCUGCCCAUGCAGACAGGGGACAUGCAAAGCGGCAACUGAGCAACAGGCUGUUGAUGAAAAUUUGCGCCAUCAUGCGCUCAGGAAAUGGAGAAUCAAGCAAGUUGCCUGGUGUCACCAAAAGCAUUUUUCCAGGAUGUGUGUAAGCUGGGGUAGCUAGAAGUGCCCCCCCACACACACACUCAGCUCACCUUGCCAAGGCCACCUCCCACGCUGCAUGGGUGUUCCUCCUUCAUCUCUAAAGUAGGGCUGGUGGUCCUUCAGCAGAUCCAUAUCUCUAGGGUCUAUUUAAACUCUUACCUCUACUGCCCUCUGGAGACCAGAGAGAAAUAAUUCCUUUGGCCAAACCACACCCAGAAUACAGUCCGGAGCGCCCCCUUGAGUCCUGCCACAGUUAUGAACCCAAUAAGAAGGGUUUUGUGAAAUAAAAUAUAAAAAAACUAUUAUAAUAUUAUUAAUUAUAAGUAUACGAUGUAUAGAGUUUUUGCAAACUGUGUUUUACUUCCAGAAAACAAUUGUCACUUUACCUUUGUAAAUAUUUAUGUAAAACAUUAUUUACAAAACUUUGAUAUUAUAUAUUAUUUGAUGGUAUAUGUACACAGCUGUAAAUACAUUUGUACCUCUCUCUCUUGUAUUCUAAAUAAAAAUUACU
Messenger RNA from Chrysemys picta bellii (western painted turtle), 3496 nucleotides. Lineage: Eukaryota; Metazoa; Chordata; Testudines; Emydidae. The record is from RefSeq and is a predicted model, not a curated record.